This is a messenger RNA of Saccostrea echinata, 1922 nucleotides long. RefSeq lists its product as uncharacterized. The transcript has 2 exons. The record is from RefSeq and is a predicted model, not a curated record. Bases 26 to 1336 code for a protein of 436 amino acids. NCBI's taxonomy places the organism in Eukaryota, Metazoa, Mollusca, Bivalvia, Ostreida, Ostreidae.
AGAAAAGAUUUAGUGUCGCUCUAAGAUGAAUUGCAAAAUUAUUUACAGUUUAUUUGUGGUACAAUUUUUCCAGCUUUAUACUGAGGGACAAUCUACAGGCCAUGGAGGUACGCGAUAUGUGGUUAUGUUUCCGGAUGGAAACAGACCAGUGACCAGGGCAGAACUGUUGAUGUCGAGUCUACAGGACACGGAAGUGAGGUUGACUUCCGGUUUUCCUGGCAUUGAUAGAGUGCUGCAGCUGAAAGCAAACGAAGGCGCCGUAGUCUCUCUUCCUCCAGAAGUGGUGUUAGAUGGGAACAAGAGGGAGGAUAAAGGGAUCAUUAUUGAAUCGGAUUUCCCCAUUUAUGUUUAUGGACAUUCCGGUGACGAUUGUUGCGCGGGGGAGGGAUUUCAGGCUAUCCCUGUUGAUUUCUGGGGUACGGAGUACUAUACCGCUACCCAGUACAACAGCACGGUAGCUUUAGUAGCAACGGAAGACGAUACGGAAGUAAGCGUCACAAAGGGAUUCUGGGGUGGCGUGACCUUUGAAUCAAUCUAUUAUGGAAUGGGGGAAAAUAUUACGUUUAAUCUCACAGCGGGACAAACUGCGCAACUGCAAACUCCUAGCGGUUAUCUCCUGGGCACCCGAGUGUACUCUAGCAAACCUGUUGGAGUUAUCUCCGGUCAGUACUACGCGUCUCCAUCCAGUCGGAGAGCUAAAUUUAACCAAAUGAUUGAAUUUAUCCCUCCGUCCAGGAGUCUCGGCACGGACUUCAUUAUUCCUCCUGUGUUUAAUUCUACCUACAUCAACAUAUACUACAGCAAUCUGGGAGUCGACAAUGUAAUCUCGACAAAGGGGAAAAACGUUAAUCUUUCGAGUAAGUUACAAAGGCGAGGGGGUUCCAGAAUCACAGCCGGGGCCGCCAAUCCUUAUCACGGCUCCAGCACAGAACCCAUCAUUGUGACGGCUUCACCUCUUACCAUUAGUCCUUUUAUGCUCUUUGUACCCUCUCUGGACCAAUACUCAAACAAUUACAAAUUCCUCACCCCGACAAAAGCGAACCUGACCCAUUACAUUGUAAUCCUCGUCAGAAGCCAGGACGAGAACGGGAUCCGGCUGGAUGGGGACAAGAUAUACUCCAAAAUAGAGGGCGUGGAUGUUCUGCUCAUAAAUGAGGUCAUAUACCUCGUUAUUUCAGCGGAAGUGAGUGCGGGACAGCACCAGGUUUCACAUCAGGAUCCUAAUGUAAAUUUUGGUUUAAUUUUGUAUGGCUUUGACGACACUCAGUCCUAUGCUUAUCCUGCCGGGCUUGGCUUGCCUUCCGCCUCGUCUCCAGCAGCUGUAAUGCCUCUAUAGAGGAGUUCCUUAUAGUCAGUAGCUGCCUUUAACUUCGCCAAUGUCUGUAAUGUCUGAAGACUGCCUUCACUUCAUCAAUGUCUGUAAUGUUGCAAAAGUUGUGUCGUCAUUUGUGCAUACUUUCCGUCCCAUACCUGAAAAAUCUUUUAAACAUGCAUUAAAAAAAGUUUUCGGUUGAACAUAUAUCACUGUCAUUUUCGUUGAAGUUUUUCUGAGUUGUUUUUGUAUAUUUUUAUGUCUACACAUGUACAUCAAUAUAUAUAUAUAAUAUACAUGUAUUAUUAAUACUUAGUAAUUGAUAAUUUCAUAUUGUUGAAAGACAUCUGCAUGGCUCUUUCUUAAUAAAUGCGCCUAUUUGUGAACAAUGCUCAGUUUAUAAAAAUACUGCUUUUAAUUGUCUCCCAGAUAAGAUUGUGAAAGGCGUGGUUUCCCAGAUAUUACAGGGUACCUAUACAACUAUACAUAUAAAUAUCUACUUUUUUUUCUUUUUGAUAAUUUAUGAUAAAUUAUUCUAUAUGACUCUAUAAAUGACAGAUAGAAAGAAUGUAAUGAUUCAACUAAUCUAAUCUAUGCAUUGUAUGUAACA